AUGUUGGUGUCGUGGUGGCUAAAUGUUGUGUUUGAAGGUAGAGGCCCGAAAUCGAGUGGUGCAUCUGUUGAUGACAAGCAAGCAAAUGCAUUAACUAUGUAUAAGAAUGACGACCCAUUACACAGGACUUUCCAGUACAUACAUUGCUGGAAAAUACUGAAAGACCAUUCGAAGUGGACGAAUAGGCGCCAGCCAACUGGACCUCAGAAACCGUUAAGCAAAAAGCAAAAGACCGCUGCUGAUUCAACUCCUGCUAUUGAUGCACCAGACCACAUCCACUGGCCUACAGGGACUAAGAAGGAAAAGCUGAAAUUAAAGCAACGUUCAAGCAUUGAAGCUUUUGAUUAUUUAUUGGCAAAGAAGAAAGAGGUGGAUGCUGAGAAGGAGUUGAAGAAAAAGGAGAGGGAGUUGAAGAAAGAGGAGAGGGAGUUGAAGAAACAAGAGAUGUGCCAAAAAGCCCUUGCCUUGCAGGAAGAAAGGAUAAAACUUGACAAAAAAAAAUUUGAUUUUGAGCGGGAUCGAGAAGAAGAAAGAAUUAUAAAUAUUGAUAUGAGCACCAUGUCAACCAGACAACAACAGUUCUACGAUGAUCAACAGAAGAAAAUACUUGCAAGACGGCUUGGAAAUUAG
Molecule: messenger RNA, 630 nt
Organism: Miscanthus lutarioriparius
Lineage: Eukaryota; Viridiplantae; Streptophyta; Magnoliopsida; Poales; Poaceae
Source: the annotation of a GenBank genome assembly